Messenger RNA from Amphimedon queenslandica, 852 nucleotides. RefSeq names its product short-chain collagen C4-like. Lineage: Eukaryota; Metazoa; Porifera; Demospongiae; Haplosclerida; Niphatidae. The transcript has a single exon. The record is from RefSeq and is a predicted model, not a curated record. The annotation marks the transcript as partial.
UCAUCUGUGUCAACAAGCAAAGGAUACAUUAAUGAAACUAAUGUGAAGGAGGUUUAUCUACAAAUAUUACGUGGUAGAGAUGGUCGUGAUGGAGUACCAGGAAGAGAUGGAGUGAAAGGAGAGAGAGGAGAUAAGGGAGAGAAAGGAGAUAAAGGUGAAACUGGACCUGUAGGACAAUCUGGUCCUAAAGGUGGAGGAGUAGUGUACACUCGUUGGGGAAGGAAGUCCUGUCCUACUGGAACUGAACUACUGUAUGAGGGAAUAACUGGAGGUGAAUGGUAUGAUCAUCCAGGAGGAGGAGCUAACUUUGUCUGUUUACCAAAGGUCCCUCAAUAUAUGAGUACAAAUGUGCCAAUAUAUUCCUCUUUCAUGUAUGGUACUGAAUAUGAUUAUGUUAAUAAUAUAUUUUUAAGGAAGGAAGAUCACAAUGCUCCUUGCGCAGUAUGUUAUACAUCUACUAAGAGUGUUAAACUGAUGAUUCCUGCUAGAACCAGCUGUCCUUCAUCAUGGACUGUAGAAUACAAAGGAUAUCUGAUGACUCAACGACAUAAUCAUGCAAAUAAUAAAGUUUAUGAAUGUGUUGAUGAAAAUCCUGAAUCUAUUGAUGGUAGUGAAAAUAGUACUAAUGGUGCUCUAUUAUACUUCACAUUGUCAACCUGUAAUGGUCUACCUUGUCCACCUUAUGUCAAUAAUAAAGUAAUUACUUGUGUUGUGUGUACUAAGUAACAAUUAAAUACCAUGUUUUAAUAUUACUACUCAUUGUGGUAAUAAAUUAAUUUUUUUGUGUGCUGUUUUUACUAAACACAAAAUUAUAUUCGUCAUGUAGUGUUAAUAAUUAUUAAUAUUGUGUGC